Molecule: messenger RNA, 807 nt
Organism: Contarinia nasturtii (swede midge)
Lineage: Eukaryota; Metazoa; Arthropoda; Insecta; Diptera; Cecidomyiidae
Exons: 9
Coding region: 67-723 (218 amino acids)
Source: RefSeq, a predicted model, not a curated record
ACGAAUGUUCGAUACACGAAAUUAUCAGUAACAUUUCUGUACCUAUUCCGAGCGAAAAGAGUGAAAAUGAACCGUUUUGCGAUUAUUUUUGUUGUGGCUUUAGCAAUUAUUGCUUCUAAUGUUCAAGCGGGGGGAGAUAAGAAGAAUUAUGACGAUGCCAUCGGCGAAGUUAAAUGCAAUAAAGGUUUUAGCAAAUUUUACGCAUCACUAAUACGGUAUUGUAUUACAAACGAUGAAACUACACAUGAGUGUCAAAAGACUAAAUACUAUACACUAUCGCUAUCAUAUCUUAAGUCGGCUUGCAACGAAUUCAAAAACUUGUGCACCAAAGAAUUCAAUUCAAAGAAGGCAAAAAAAUCGAAAAGUGAAACUGACGAAGAAAUUGCUUUCAAAACAUUAGACGAAGUUACGACUAGACUUUUUACGGAGUUUGAAAAAACAUUAACUGGAGAAGAUAAUCAACGAGCGAAAUAUGUAUUAAAGGAAAAAUUCACAACUGAUCCACUUAAAUUUUUCUUGGGCCUUUCAAUUCGAAGAAGUGAUCUGGAAGAUGAUAUUCAGGCAAUUGAGAGAACAUUCAAACGUGUAUCCCGUAAAGAGGCACUACUCCGUACAUAUUUACUUGAAGGAAAUGAGCCCGCUGACGUGCCAGAACGUUUCGACGCUAUAUUUGGAACGAUGUCUCGAAUGACUUCACUUGAGAGCAGUGCAUCGUUAGAAUAAACUGUACUUAUAUUGAUAAAAAAAAGAUUUUUUUAAAUAUAAUGAAUGAAACGUAAAAAAUACAUUUGAAACUUUUUUUGACAA